CAGUGACGCAGUUCCGUCUCCGCUGUGUUCCGAGAUGUGAGUCUGGCGCUUUCGACGAGAGCGAUAGGACACCCUCUUAGGAACUUCCUCACCAAACCCGAGGAAGAGGUCAGGCAAGAUUUGUGCUGGGCAGAUUCUUCGGAGUAAGGCUGUGCUGGCCAGGUAUUCCCUCUUAUUCGUCACUGUAUUGCAGCUAAUCAGUAACCAAGGGCCAUGUGACUCCUGCUCACAGAAACCCAAACAGGCAGGUGAUGCUGAUGGUGGAACUGAGGAGGUGUUGAUUCCAAUAUCACUCCUAAAACGUGAGAAUCUUACACUUUGACGAGAACUCCACAGAGGUGUUCCCAGGGAAGUAAAAAUUUAGAAAGCUUUUCUGAAGAGAAAGAGAAGAUUCAACAGGCCAUUGUGAUGCUUCAAGCAAGAGAAAAUGAGAAAGACAAGAAGCUUCAGGCAUAAGACAGUUAAAGACAAUAAAACACUUACAGAAGUGAGUGAGCAUGAAUAUGAAAAAGAUGGUAGUGAGUGCUUGGAUCCUGCAACAAAUAUGAGAAUUCAGGCUGAAAAGAAACAGUAUAUAUGUACUGAGUGUGGGAAAGCCUUUAGUCAGAGUGCAAAUCUUACAGUACAUGAGAGAAUCCACACAGGAGAGAAACCCUAUAAGUGUAAGGAGUGUGGAAAAGCCUUCAGUCAUAGCUCCAACCUUGUUGUACAUCGGAGAAUCCACACUGGACUGAAGCCCUACACAUGCAGUGAAUGUGGGAAAUCUUUCAGUGGUAAGUCUCACCUCAUUCGGCACCAGGGAAUCCAUAGUGGGGAGAAAACUUAUGAAUGUAAGGAGUGUGGGAAAGCCUUUAGUCGGAGUUCAGGUCUCAUUUCACAUCAUAGAGUUCACACUGGGGAGAAGCCCUACACUUGUAUCGAGUGUGGGAAAGCCUUUAGCCGUAGUUCAAACCUUACUCAACAUCAAAGAAUGCACAAAGGAAAAAAAGUUUACAAAUGUAAGGAGUGUGGGAAAACAUGUGUUUCUAAUACAAAGAUUAUGGACCAUCAGAGAAUUCACACAGGGGAGAAGCCUUAUGAGUGUGAUGAGUGUGGAAAAGCUUUCAUUUUAAGGAAGACCCUUAGUGAACAUCAGAGACUUCACCGUAGAGAGAAACCUUACAAAUGUAAUGAAUGUGGGAAAGCUUUUACUUCUAAUCGAAACCUUGUUGAUCAUCAGAGAGUUCACACUGGAGAGAAACCUUAUAAAUGUAACGAAUGUGGAAAAACCUUCAGGCAGACUUCUCAAGUUAUUCUACAUUUGAGAACGCACACUAAGGAAAAGCCCUUUAAAUGUAGUGAGUGUGGGAAAGCCUAUCGUUACAGCUCACAGCUUCUUCAACACCAGAGAAAACAUAAUGAGGAGAAAGAAACAUCAUAAAAAACAUAUAUUGUUGGUAGUAGGCCUAAUUGCUACUUUUUGGAAAAACAAUUUUUCAUUAUUCUCAACCUUAAUUAAAUUCCUAUGACUCCAUACAGGGAAAGUAACCAGAAGCAGACAAAGAUGAUCAGAGGGAUAUUCAUGCUGGCAUCAUACAUAACUGAAGGAAGAGAACUAGAUUUUCAGUAGCAUGGGGUUUAAAUGAAUGAUGGUCUAUCUACAUGAUGGUUUUGUAGCCGUUAUAAACAUUUUUAAAGAAUAAUGCCAUGAGGAAAAUUAUUUGUAUAAAAUGGAAGAUAAAGAGAAAACAAAUUUGAUCCAAAUUUUUAAAAAACGUACCUAUAGGAGAAAAAUAUGAAUGAAAUAAUACCAAAUCAAAACUUUAACAGUGAUUAUCGUUGGGUGGUAGGAUUAUAGGUGAUUUCUAUUUUCUUUAUACUUUUCUAUGCUUUUUAGAUUUUCUACAAGAAUAUACUACUUUUAUAUUCAGGAAAGAAGUAUAGUAUUUUUUAAAUACAGUGAGUACAUGUUCAUUUUCACUCAUCAGUGUUAUGAAAGGCAUGUGGAACAUGGACCCUAAACUCACGGGAUUCCAC
Molecule: messenger RNA, 2016 nt
Organism: Lontra canadensis (Northern American river otter)
Lineage: Eukaryota; Metazoa; Chordata; Mammalia; Carnivora; Mustelidae
Gene: ZNF660
Product: zinc finger protein 660
Exons: 4
Coding region: 428-1420 (330 amino acids)
Biological process (GO): regulation of transcription by RNA polymerase II
Molecular function (GO): DNA-binding transcription factor activity, RNA polymerase II-specific; RNA polymerase II cis-regulatory region sequence-specific DNA binding
Source: RefSeq, a predicted model, not a curated record